UAAAACGGUUUGUUAUUGAAAUAAAAUUUUAUUUGCUGUAUAGAUUGGGAUCCUUCCAGACUUUCUGAGAAAUCUAUGGAAUUUUAAAUUUCAACCUAAGUGUAUUUGUGUAUUUACUAUACGAUAAUGUUCGUAAUAACCUAUUUUAAUAUUUUAUUUGUUGCCUUGCUUUUUGAUAACGUUACAAGCACUGCAAAUGUGAAAAAUGAAAGAAAAAUUACAGGCAAAGUGGUAGUUGUCACGGGAGGAACAAAAGGUGUCGGUUAUGCUAUAGCUGAUAACUUCUUAAAAAACGGUGCUAAAGCAGGUAUUUUACUUGGCACAAAUGUCACGGAAGGUGAAAGAGCCGAGAGAAAGCUAAAUUCCAAAUACGGAAAGAAUAAAGCUGAGUACAUCGAAUGUGAUAUCACAACGGACUUGGACACAGUUUCAAAACGAAUCCUAAAGAAGUACAGAUACGUGGAUAUACUUGUGAACAGCGAAACAAUAGCCGACGAAUAUAACCCUAGGAGUAUUAUACUAAUAAACACCGUCGGUACGAUUGAAUGGUCAACUAGAUUUUUUAAAAGCAUGAGAAAGGACAAGGGUCAAGGUAGGGGCGGUGCCAUAAUUAAUGUAGCGUCCGUGGCUGCCCAUAACAUUGAUCCUACAUAUGUCACAUACAGGGCAUCAAAAUUCGCCGUUUUAGCAUUCUCACAAUCACUGGGCCAUCUGUAUAAUUACAACAUUACCGGUGUGAGAGUGAUCACACUGUGUCCAGGACCGACCGAUACGCCGUUGGUCUAUAAGGUUUAUUCCUUAUACGAUUUAGAUCUUGUAAAGAAAAUUAUUAAAUAUUAUAACUUUGCUAAAAUACAAUCGCCGGACAACGUAGGCAGAGGCGCGGUGGAAGUAUUCAGAAAUGCUGAAAGUGGCACUUCUUGGGAUAUCGCCGAUGAGAAGCCUCCCGUCGAGUCGGCUAAUACCAUAAACAUAGUACCAUUCGAAGAGAUUGAUGACGAUGAGAACACUCAUGCACAGAAGGAAAAUAAAGCCGAUAAUUCCAAUGACGACAGUUCACUGAUUUCUACUGAGGUUGCACUUUAAAUUUUAAUACAUUUAAUAGACGAGUCCACGGAAUAG
This is a messenger RNA of Bombyx mandarina (wild silkworm), 1122 nucleotides long. RefSeq names its product alcohol dehydrogenase 2. The record is from RefSeq and is a predicted model, not a curated record. Gene Ontology annotation, cellular component: cytoplasm. Gene Ontology annotation, molecular function: oxidoreductase activity, acting on the CH-OH group of donors, NAD or NADP as acceptor. Lineage: Eukaryota; Metazoa; Arthropoda; Insecta; Lepidoptera; Bombycidae.